AUGUAUAACAAUGCUGGCAAGUUCAUGGACCUGUAUGUGCAGCAGAAAUGCUCUGCCAGCAACCACAUCAUCAGUGCCAAGGACCACAGGUCCAUCCAGACGAACAUAGCCAAGACUGACAAGGUGACAGGUAAGUUCAAUGUGUUUGAAACCUUUGCUAUCUGUGGGGCCAUUUGCAGGAUGGGUGAGUCAGAUGACUCCAUCCUCUGA
This is a messenger RNA of Lynx canadensis (Canada lynx), 210 nucleotides long. Its product is annotated as 40S ribosomal protein S21-like. The coding region runs from base 1 to 210 and encodes 69 amino acids. The transcript has 2 exons. Gene Ontology annotation, molecular function: structural constituent of ribosome. NCBI's taxonomy places the organism in Eukaryota, Metazoa, Chordata, Mammalia, Carnivora, Felidae. The record is from RefSeq and is a predicted model, not a curated record. Gene Ontology annotation, biological process: endonucleolytic cleavage to generate mature 3'-end of SSU-rRNA from (SSU-rRNA, 5.8S rRNA, LSU-rRNA); endonucleolytic cleavage in ITS1 to separate SSU-rRNA from 5.8S rRNA and LSU-rRNA from tricistronic rRNA transcript (SSU-rRNA, 5.8S rRNA, LSU-rRNA); translation. Gene Ontology annotation, cellular component: cytosolic small ribosomal subunit; ribosome.